CCACGGGCUCGCCGAAAUCGACUUGUCCAAGUACCGAGGGAAGUUUGCCCAGAAAAUGGCGAUGGCUGGCCUCAAACCCCAUCACCACAUCGUGCAGUGGACUUCUCAGAGCACAUUGCUAAGCUGAAGUUUGUUGCCCUGCCAAUCGAACUCCAAAGAACCUCAAGCCAACAGUUCCACCUCUCCAUCCAUCAUUUUACAACUAAUAAGCAGCUCAUUUGAAUUAGUUUGGUCGGACUCCGCUCAUUAUAUUGUCUGAAAUCAAGCUGAGUUGAAGUUCGAGCUCAGGCUCGGCCUAAUUUGCUAUGAGCUAAUGAGCUGAGUUCAACUCACUUUCAUUGCCUCGAUCUAUAGGUCCUCAGUAGUUGGGAACUGAAUACCCUGUGCAUUAUCACUGUGAUGCAUCAGGCAAUGGCUGUUUCUGGUGGUCCUGAUAGUAUCGCGCUCUGUAUAUUAGCUGCUGGUUGGAAAUCUAAUGACUUUGAUGCUGCUGCCAAUAGAAGAAACAAGUUCAUUGACGGUCUUUUAGCAAUUGUUGUGGAUCAUGGAUUACGUAAGGAAAGUGCGGAGGAAGCAAACCUUGUUUACCAGCGAAUUACAGAUAUGGGAAUCAAAUGUGAAGUUGCUCGCUGUGAAUGGUUGGAUGGUAGACCCAAGGUUGGUCACUUGCAAGAAGCAGCUCGCAAUAAAAGGUAUCAAACUUUACAAAACAUAUGUAGCCAGCUGCAGAUUGGGAUAUUGUUAACCGCACAUCAUGCUGAUGACCAGGCGGAGCUAUUCAUUCUCAGAUUAUCUAGAAAUAGUGGCAUUCUUGGUCUUGCUGGCAUGGCAUUUACUUCUCAAAUGUUCCCGGAAUUUCCUGAUAUUAGAGGAGAAGGAUCAAAAGCUCAUGGCAUUAUAUUGGUCAGACCACUUCUAGAGUUCUCAAAAGAAGAUAUGUACAAUAUUUGUCAAGCUGGUUAUAAGAAAUGGGUGGAGGAUCCAACAAAUAGGAGUCCCUUGUAUGCUCGCAAUAGGAUCAGAAUGUCACUGUUUAACCUGUCAUCACCUGUUUUCAAGGCUGAGCUGCAAGCAGUCAUAUCAGCAUGUCGAAGAACGCGAUUGCAUGUUGACAAUGUUUGUCGCCUGCUGCUGAAUCAGGCUGUGACCGUCAUGCCUGUAUGCUCUUCACAUGGAUAUGCAGUGAUUGAUCUGGGAAAUCUCCAUGCAAUGGAGGUCAAGGACAUUUACCUUGCAAAGUUUGCUGCUAUGGUAUUGCAGUUCAUCUCACAAAGACAUAGGCCUGUUCGAGGGAAUGCAUCAAAAUUGCUACUAAGCUACCUUCGUACUUUUCCAUGCAAGACUUGUCUCACUGUAGCCAGCUGUUACCUAUGUCCAGCACCAGGAUCCAAAGGAACUCAGGUCCUGGUGUGCUGUUCUGUUAAUUCAUCUUUGCCUCCUAUGGUAAAGUUGUUUCAUGGAUGCUCAUAUGUACGGGAAAAUUGCUUUGCUAAAAGCGAGUUAGAGCAGAUUAUAAAAGAGAGUGAAGCAUAUUUAAAUAGACUCCUACCAGAUGCUUCAAGCGUUCCAUUUUUGGAUAUGGCAUCCUCUGAGUCCGUUCUAACUGAAGCCAAAAAAUGUGGCAUUCUUAGUCACUGUACCCAUAGGAGUAUUAUUUCUCUGCAGAAGGAAGAAAGUGAAAAUUUUAAGUCCAAAGCUGAAUAUCUCUCUGAUGUGUCAAAAGAUGACGUAAGAUCUUCAGGUGCAACUCUGAGCCAAUUAUUUUAUCCUGGGCAAGUGGGAUACUUCAUGAAUAGAUUUGUAUUGGAUUGGAAAGUAAGCAAUACAGGUUCUUGUAAUGCAUUGUGUACAAAUGAGGUUGUUGCUGUCAAGGAGCUGGGUACAGAAGGACAAUGUUUUUGCAGUUCUUGCAUAACUGGGAAUCAGAAGGUUGCGGAGGUGCGCCACAUGAUAGACACUGAUUGGAUAUAUCUUUCUAACUUGUUGAAGAAGACAGAUAUGGGAGACUCUCAAUCACCAAGUCACCCUUCUGUAAAAACAGAGCAACUAACUGAAAAAACAACGGAUUACGCUGUAUUAUCAGCACGUCGAGCUCUUGUGUCCUUAAAGUCUAUCCCAGUUGCUGCAAGAAGAGCUAUGCCUGUCCUGGUUAACGCUGAAGGAGUUCUGCUAAGCAUUCCGAGCAUUGGCUUCUCAUGUUGCCCCCAUCUGACGGUCUCUGCUGUUUUCAAUCCUAGGGUACCCCUGGAUGGAGGAUAUAGCUCAUUUUUGUAGUUCCUACUUUGGUGGAACGCUGUUAAGUGGAGCUAGAAACUCUGUUGAAUUGAAGAACUUCCAUCGUACUGCUUUAUCAGAUAGUAGAGGAAAUGAUUAAUAGAUUUGAAUAGAUUAUGUAUAAUGAACUCAAUAUGUGCCUGUUUUCAUUUCAUGUUAUUCGACCCAUUGUUGUGCAGCUGCAGCAGUGUAUGGCUUAUCCUGUAUGAGAGAAGAUGGCCUUCAUAAGCUGAAAUGAGGGUAGGGUCACUAUAUUGUAUUGCCAUAGAUGUCAUUUGGCUGCAGACAGUGUGUGUUGGAAAAGCAACAAACUGAAGCAAGCUGUGUGGAUGUUCACAAAUCAAUGAGUGACUAAGCUAAAUGGUAGUGGUGGAUCAUUAGGAUCUCUUUAUGUCUUCAUUUUCUGCCCACCGUCCAAGUUUUGGUGUUCCCUGAAGAAAGAACUAUUAGGAUAUGUUUCUCUGAGACUGUCCCAACAUUUUAAAGCAUCAGUCUUGCUUGACUUGAUUGAAGUCCUCUGAAUGCAUUCAACAGUUUUAACUCUCCA
Sesamum indicum (sesame) is the source of this 2821-nucleotide messenger RNA. RefSeq names its product Adenine nucleotide alpha hydrolases-like superfamily protein (gene RSY3). Lineage: Eukaryota; Viridiplantae; Streptophyta; Magnoliopsida; Lamiales; Pedaliaceae. Gene Ontology annotation, molecular function: ATP binding; ligase activity, forming carbon-nitrogen bonds. Gene Ontology annotation, biological process: tRNA processing. The record is from RefSeq and is a predicted model, not a curated record.